Messenger RNA from Cuscuta campestris, 2219 nucleotides. Lineage: Eukaryota; Viridiplantae; Streptophyta; Magnoliopsida; Solanales; Convolvulaceae. The record is from the annotation of a GenBank genome assembly.
GACACAAAUAUACUUUUUUAAUGUUAUUUUUCAGAAAAUGCAUUAUUGUUAUUGGGUGUAAUAUAUGUAUAUCAUGCAUGCAUGUGAUGUUAUUGCAUUUGGUUUACCAUAUACCAGCAGGUACCAUUUUUGGAGAUAGGCAGGGCCCCAUAGUUUUGGGUUCCGGCUUAGGAUAGGGCAAGGAUGUCUUCCCCGCCGCCGCCUCAAGAAUCUCCCCCGCCACCGGCUGCGCCACCACCGCCCGAUGAUUCACCUUCCCCUCCUCCAUCGCCUGAUGAUUCAUCCUCCCCUCCUCCGCCUAAUAAUAAUGAUUCAUCAUCGCCUCCUCCUCCUCCGCCCGACGAUUCCUCCCCGCCGCCUCCGCCUGACAAUUCCUCCCCGCCGCCUCCGCCGGGUAAUUCACCAUCGCCGCCUCCUCCGCCGAACUCCGGCAAAAGCCCGCCUCCGCCGCCCGAUAAUUCAUCCCCACCACCACCCGGGGACUCGUCGCCUCCACCACCUCCUCCUCCUCCGCCGCCCCACUCCAAACCGCUGCCGCAUCCCAAGCACCACAAAUCAAAUAACGACAGGGCAUCUAACGAUAACAGCAGUGAGAUCGCCAUCACCGCCGGAGUAGCGGCCGGAGCAGCGUUGUUGCUUCUUGUAAUGUUAGUGUUCUUCAUCUCUUGCUGCAAACGGAAAAAAAGAAGGCCGCUCCAUAACCAAAUGGGUUAUUACACGGACAAUUCUCCUCGCAAAGGGAGUGAUGGGUACAAAGGGCAUUACGGGAAUUGGCACCCAAAUCAGACGCAAGCGAGCGACUACUUCGUGAAGAUGCCGCCGGCGCCACCACACAGCGCCGGCGUGAGCUCAGAGCACACGUGGCCGAUCGGGCCGCCCCCGCCUCCGCCGCCGCUGCACAGCAGCGACAUGAGCUCAGCAGCGUUCUCCGGCCCGGCAAAGCCGCCGCCGCAUCCGUCCACGGCUCUGGGCUUCAACCAGAGCAGCUUCAUGUACGAGGACCUGGCGGCGGCGACCGGCGGUUUCUCGAAGGAGAAGCUGUUGGGGCAAGGGGGGUUUGGGUACGUGUACAAAGGGGUGUUGCCCAACGGAAAGGACAUCGCCGUGAAGUGCCUCAAGUCGAACAGCGGGCAGGGAGAGCGGGAGUUUCAGGCGGAGGUGGAGAUCAUCAGCCGCGUCCACCACCGCCACCUCGUUUCUUUGGUCGGGUAUUGCAUUUCUGGUGCCCAGAGGAUGCUCAUUUACGAGUUUGUCCCCAACAAUACUCUUGAACACCAUCUUCAUCUCCAGGGACCAGAUCGCCCUGUUAUGGACUUCCAAACGAGGCUUAAGAUAGCACUUGGAGCAGCAAAAGGUUUUGCUUAUCUCCACGAAGAUUGCCAUCCUCGAAUUAUACACAGGGAUAUUAAGGCUGCAAAUAUUCUCUUGGACUACAAUUUUGAUGCCAAGGUGGCUGAUUUUGGAUUGGCUAAGCUCUCAAAUGAUACCAACACCCACGUCUCGACGCGUAUCAUGGGGACAUUUGGGUACUUGGCACCAGAGUAUGCAGCGAGUGGGAAGCUGACAGAGAAAUCAGAUGUCUACUCUUUUGGAGUCGUACUCUUGGAACUCAUAACGGGGCGACGCCCUGUAGAUGUUAACAGUGAUGAUGAUGAUGACAACUUAGCCGACUGGGCAAGGCCCAUUCUGACGAGUGCGGCAGAUGGUGGUGGGAGUUUUGAAGAUCUAGUGGAUCCGCGUUUGGAGAAUGAAUACAACUCCCACGAGAUGCGUUGCAUGGUGGUUUGUGCAGCCGCUUCUAUUAGGCAUUCUGCUAGGAGGCGUCCAAAAAUGAGCCAGAUUGUGCGAGCAUUGGAAGGUGACGUCUCAUUGAAUGAUCUAAACGAGGGAAUUAAAUCAGUGCCGAGCGCAUUGUUUGGGUCUAGUGAUCAGGGUUCAGAUUAUGAUUCUCAUUCUUACACUCCAGACACAUUUAAAGGACAAAAAUCUGGGGCGUCAAGCCAAGAAUUCUCGAGCAGAGAGUUUUAAUUUUCCAUAUCCUUAGACUGUAUUUCUAAUGAAUCUUUCUCUUCUCUAGAAGAAGAUUGUAAUGGUCCAUAUAAAAUGGUAAGAGAUAUGAAUGAUACUGUACGUUGUAAUUCAUGUGUAUAUAUUUUUUUCUCCUUAAUUCACAUGAAACUAAUCAUCACAGAGGACUGAAAUAGAUUAGAGAGCAAUUU